Molecule: messenger RNA, 1461 nt
Organism: Bombus terrestris (buff-tailed bumblebee)
Lineage: Eukaryota; Metazoa; Arthropoda; Insecta; Hymenoptera; Apidae
Exons: 3
Coding region: 304-1317 (337 amino acids)
Biological process (GO): lipid transport
Molecular function (GO): lipid carrier activity
Source: RefSeq, a predicted model, not a curated record
UAAUCGAAUCUUCGUUAAAAAGGAAACGAUUAUUAUCUCUCCGUCUAUCUAUUACAAUUUCGUUUAAUCGUGAUCGAUCGGUAAGUAGUGGCUCUAUUACUCGGCUCGGGCAGAAAAUCAAAAGUAUAAAGAGCGGCGAGCAUGAAGUACAGCCGCGUGAUACGAAAGAUAACACGGGACCGUCUCUAAUCGGUUCUAUUCAAGCCGGUCCAAUCAUUCAAUUCACGUUCACGUGUGCUCGUGGGUAGAUCGCACGAGAUAGAAAUCCGCGACAUAUCGUGUUCUCGCCGGAUCAUCCCAGAAAUGUGCCACGCAGAAACUAAAUUUAAUCAUUUCCGUGUCUUAAAACCUCUUCAAUUUUCGUACCAGCAUGCAAAAUCGUGCUAUACGUCUGUAACUGCCGCACGUGUCGCCAUUGAUACUCCAUGGAAGUACGGGCCAGAGUACACUUUCCACGUUCAAGUAAAUUCAACCGCGAUUCCCGAGGAAGGUAGCUACAUGAGUAUUCGGCUGAACGUCGCCUCGAAGCUGGUAUGUCAACCGAAAGGAUUCUGUAUUCUCAGUUGUCGUUUUCGAGACUCGAAAGCGGACAGUUACGCGACUGAAAGCCUUGAUCCAGGAGCACCAGCGGUCCCGGUCAGCCAGGUGUCGCGACAAGAAGCGUACGAGAUCAACCAGGAUCAAUUUGAGAUUAGAUUCACCGAGCACGGACUGGAUAGUCUCGUAGUGAAUGAAAAUAUACAGCCAAGAGAGCUGGAUAUGAUCAGGGUGAUCGUGGGACAGUUGAACAUCGGUGUAUUGGGAGAAUACGAUCAAAUGGUCGAACUGAUGGAGAACUUCACGCAGGGAGAGUGCGUGACGAUGUUCUGGGUGGAACGGAAUGUGGUUGGUCAUGCUUUACACGUGAACCGUGGCUACGUUCUGGAGACAAUAUUCGGAUUGAAGGAUGGACAGUUGGUGCAGAUUAAGAAGAUUAGAAAUCUACAUAUGUGCACGCACAAGGUGCCGUAUUUCUUCGGCAGUGCCGAGAGCAUCAGACAAGUCAGCGACGUGGUGUCUACUGUUAGUUCGUCAGAAAGUCACAUAGUAAUCACAUCCACCGAGUUCAUAUCUGGUACGACGAACGUGAUAACUACUAGCAAGGUGUCUGAAGAAAUGGUAACGACCUUAUACGAAAACAUAAGUGUGAGAUUAGAGUCGAUCCUACCCGCGCUAAACGAACCACCCAAAGUAAAGGAUCCUGAAACAGCUAGUAUGUUUAUUGGAAGAUGGUUGAUGGAAAGUUCGAUGGAAGAUGACUUAUCAUUGGAAGUUUAAGAUUUGCGUCGAUAUCUGAUCAUUUUCAUUGAUGUAGUCUAAUGACGAUAAAAUUCAUCUAUCACUAUUGUUGUAAAUAGUGUGUAAUUGUAUUGUCAUGUGGCUCUGUAAAUAAUAAAGUAAUCUUUCGUUUACAUACAUAAA